This is a messenger RNA of Prorocentrum cordatum, 1092 nucleotides long. Lineage: Eukaryota; Dinophyceae; Prorocentrales; Prorocentraceae. The record is from the annotation of a GenBank genome assembly.
AUGGCCACUUUCGAGAUGGUUAUAGAAGGCUCCUUCCGCUUUGGUCGGUGGCUGCUGGCUGUGGCCCCUGGCGCCUCCGAAGUCCUGAAUGCAGCCUACGAGGGUUGGGCGCGGUCCUUCACUGGUGCCCCGCCGUGGAGGAAUGCGAUGGUGGCUACGUCGGAGCUGGGGUGGCCUCUCUCGGGAGCGGGCCGCGCUGCGGUAGAUGUUGCUGUGCGCAGGGCCACGCUCUGGGCAUUGCCUGAGGACGACCUGUAUGGCGCGGUCUUUCGUGGGUCGCAGGCGGCUGGCCACCCCUCCUGGGCCAGGGCAUCGCUCUGCCUGCUGCAGGACUGGGGAGUGGAGGACUGGCCAAUCUGGAAGGCACGGUGCGCGGGUCCCCUGGCAGCAUACAAGGCAUACGCAAAGACGGUCAUCACAGGACGCUGUCUUGCUGCCCGUGCGCAAGCCCUGGACGGCCACCCCUACGUCCAGCUGCGGCCGUGUGUGAGCCAGGAUCUUGCCAAGGGCUACGCCCUUGGGCUCCCUACCUCGUGUCUGCGAGCUCAGCGGUCUGUUUCGCGCCUCCGCGCGGGCCUCCUGACCCUCACGCACCGCAACCGCAGGCGCUCAUGGGCUAGGCUGCAGUACUGCAUUUUCUGCGAGGCCACCUUGGCUCCAGAAGAGGGCCUCUCCCAUGCUCUCAAUGUGUGCGGCGCAUGGACAGAGGGGCGCGCAGCCUUCGGCCAGGCCCCGGGGGUGGGCGCGGGCGCGGAGCCAGGGGCCUCCAUGGGGGCCGAACCGGGGUCUCCGGGCUACCAGCAGCUGGCAGAGUGGGCAGGUGCUCUGGACUCUAGUGCCACGGAGUUCUGGGGCGGACGUCUGCUGUCGCUGCGGCCCGUGCUCCCGCCCUCGUCUGCGCACGCCGGCCGGUCCGCCGCGGCGCUGUCCUACGAGCUGCUCCACAUGCCGGAGUCCGGUCUGCUGGUGCCCGAGCCCGAGCUGCCGCAGGCGCUGCGGCGUCUCUCGGCGGGCGGCGGCGGCGGCUCUGGCGCGGCCUGGGCGCCAUCCUCCGCGGGGUGGGGCGGUCGGCGGUCUUGGCUCAACGGGUAG